AUGAUCUUCACCAUUGGUCGAUCAGGAUCAUUGUUGGGUAGAAUCAAAGCAUACAGCUGUCUCUGGCUGAACGUAAUUGCCCUUAGGCAUUCAUUGCUUCAGACGGGAACGACGGAUCCGCAAAGGCGGACUGAAAUGCUGCAUCUGUCCCACGUCCUCCACACUGAUCAGAAUAUGAAUCAUAGUCUCAGAAAGUAUCCGAAUAAUUAUUGCGAGGAUGGAGAUUCUGGAAAACCGAACCGGCCACCAGAAUCCGAUUGGAGAAAACAAUGGAGAACUGCCCGAGGGGCGCGUUUUUAA
Molecule: messenger RNA, 300 nt
Organism: Bursaphelenchus xylophilus (pine wood nematode)
Lineage: Eukaryota; Metazoa; Nematoda; Chromadorea; Rhabditida; Aphelenchoididae
Source: the annotation of a GenBank genome assembly